UAUAUUUACGUCCUUGCAUUAAUGGAUAGUGCAAAACUGCAAAAUGAGACGGAGUUAUUUAUAUAUUUCAUUACUUAGAGUGGUGCAUGUUCCAUUGUUGCCACAUGAGCAUAGAAAUGAUAUAGUUUUAUACCUUGAAACAUUUAUUAUCUUUUAAGUAUCCAUAUAAUAUUCAUCAACUGAUCACUAUUUAUCACAAAUCCUAUCAAAACAUGUUACUGUAGGUCACGGCACAUAUGAACACCACCGUCAAAGUUUAUAUGGAACUCUUUUUAUAUAUGGAAUUCUUAUUACUCUCCCGCUCAUUAUAAGGUGCAGAAUAGAAUACGAAGAAAAAUAAUGAGAAUGUUAAUGCACUUGCUUUUUGUGAUGCUUGGGGUUGUAACUAGUGGGCUCCUGGUUCAAACCCAGUUUCAAUCAGGAUUCAUUAGCAUAGAUUGUGGGCUACCCGAAGGAAAGGACUAUACUGAGAAGAGCACAGGAAUUAAUUACAUUUCAGAUACUAAUUUCAUUGAUUCAGGUGUGAGCAAAAUGGUAUCCAAUGAAGAUAAGAUUACUCACCAACAACAGUUUAGUUACCUGAGGAGCUUUCCCAACGGUAUGAGAAACUGUUACAAAAUUAGUGUGACAAGUGGCAUUAAAUAUUUAAUCAGAGCAAGUUUUCUGUAUGGAAACUAUGAUGGUCUAAAUGAGCCUCCACAAUUUGAUAUUCAUCUCGGGUCUAAUUUGUGGGACACAGUGAAACUAACCAAUGCAUCACAGAGCAGUUACAGAGAACUGAUGCACACUCCCACACUGAAUUAUGUACACAUCUGUCUAGUUAACACAGGCAACGGGAUUCCUUUUAUUUCUGCCAUAGAGUUCAGGAAUAUGGACUUUAACAAUGUUUAUGAAACUUCCGGAGCUACAACAUUGGCUCGUUUGGCUGGUCUAGAUUUUGGUUCAUUCACCAACCUAACAUACAGGUACAUGGAUGAUUUUCAUGAUCGUUUAUGGGAGCCUUAUUCCAACGACCAGUGGACACAACUACACAACCCUAUUAGCAAUGAUCUACGUUCCAACGAUUAUGAACUGCCAAUUUCAGUAAUCUUGACUGCUGCUACACCAAGAAAUGCUAAUGGUGUCUCCUUAGAUUUCUACUUUGAUGCACUUAAUGAAACUACACAGCAACGGUCCUAUUUUUUUCUGCACUUUGCUGAGGUUCAAAAGCUGGCACCAAAUGAAACUAGAGAAUUCAACAUCGCCAUUAAUGGAGAGUACUUUUAUAAUCUACUUCUAACCGAUCACUUUGUACUUACCAUACCUUAUUCAUCUCCAGAAAAUGUAUUCUAUAAGAAGAAUAAUAUUUCUCUUGUUAAGACAGAAGCUUCUAAGCUUCCACCGAUCAUCAAUGCUCUUGAGAUUUAUCAAGCUAAGGAUUUCUCACAAUUAGAAACUCAAGAAGAUGAUGUUGAUGCUAUCACAAAUAUCAAGAAAGUUUACAGGGUGGCCCAAAAUUGGCAAGGUGAUCCAUGCGCUCCUGUAGCAUACAUGUGGGAGGGUCUAAAUUGUAAUUUUAAUGGCACCCCAAGAAUCACAUCCUUGAAUUUAUCUUCAAGAGGACUCACUGGACACAUAGCAGUUUAUAUCUCAAAGCUUACUAAGUUAGAGUCCUUGGAUUUAUCAAAUAAUAGCUUAAUUGGGGAGAUACCUGUUUUUCUGGUAGAAAACCUGCCAUCGCUUAGAGUCCUAAACUUGCAGAAUAACAACCUCACAGGUCUAAUUCCAAAUGCACUUCUCCAAAAGUCAAGUGAAGGUGUACUAUCACUUAGGUUGGGGCAAAAUCCAAAUCUAUGUGAAUCUGGUCCUUGUGACCAACAGACAAAAGAUAAAAGCAAGGAAAACAAUCCAGUUAUUUAUAUAAUAGCAUCUGUUUCUGCAUUUUUGAUGCUCCUACUGGUAGUUCUUGCAGCAGUUAACAUCAUUCACAUUAAAAAGAGAAAGCUAAAAGAUGAUGUCUACAUUCAUAUGGAAUCUGGUGAUCCUUUGGAAUCCAAGCGCCGACAAUAUUCAUUCGAUGAAGUUGUUAACAUGACCAAUAACUUCGAAAAAGUCCUCGGUAGAGGUGGAUUUGGAACAGUUUACUAUGGCAUUAUUGAUGAUAUUCCAGUAGCUGUCAAGAUGCUUUUGCAAUCAUCAGUACAAGGAUAUCAGGAAUUUCUUGCAGAGGUUAAAUUUUUUAUGAGGGUUCACCACAGAAACCUGACUUCUCUGAUUGGAUACUGCAAUGAAGACGACAACAUAGGGCUCAUCUAUGAAUAUAUGGCAAAUGGGAACCUCAAUGAACAUCUUUCAGGAAAAACUACCCGGAAAAAAUUCUUAACUUGGGAGGACAGACUCCAAAUAGCAGUGGAUGUAGCCCAAGGAUUGGAAUAUCUGCAUAGUGGUUGCAAGCCACCUAUAAUCCACAGAGAUGUAAAAUGUACAAACAUUUUGUUAAAUGAAAACUUUCAAGCAAAAUUGGCGGAUUUAGGCCUCUCCAAAAGCUUCAUUUUCAGUGGAGACACACAUGUGUCCACUAUGGUUGCUGGAACUCCUGGCUACCUUGAUCCAGAGUACCAAACAUCAAAUAAAUUAACAGAAAAAAGUGAUGUGUAUAGUUUUGGAGUAGUUCUUUUGAAGAUAAUCACAGGUGAAGCAGCAGCAGCAUCAAAAGCACAUAACAAUGCUCACAUAAGUCAGUGGGUGGGUUCUGUGGUUGCUAGAGGGGACAUAGAACGUAUUGUAGACCCAAGCUUAGAAGGAGAUUUCGACAUUUAUUCUGCAUGGAAAGCAGUUGAAGUAGCAAUGGCAUGUGUCUCUAUUAGUUCUAAAGAAAGGCCGUACAUGAGAGAUGUUUUGGUGGAGCUAAAGGAGUGUUUGGCGGUGGAAUUAGCUCGGAAAAAUGGCGCCAAAGAUUCAAAUGAGUUGGUUACCAUGAAUCCAGUUACUGAAAUUAGUCCCAUAGCUAGAUAGUUAAUAAAUAAUUCCUUCCUAAUCUAGCUAGUGCUUAAAAGAAACGGAAAAGCUCUGCAUACAAGCCAUGUAUGCUUUACAAGUUUAUUAAAUCAUAAAUUUAAAAUACUCGCUCCUCCAGCUACGUUGAUUACACGCGCUAUAUAAUAUGCCGCGUAUAUUUAACUUCCAAAUUUAAAAUAUUUAUUUCCUUCUUCGUUUUCGUUAUCUUGAGAUUUGGUUGUUCUUCUUCUCGCGCGUUUUCCUCAUUCUUCUCCAUCGAUCUUUUCCUCUUCUUUUUUCACUGGUAUGUUCUUCGUUUACGUUCUCUUUUUCUCUCUCUGCAACUCGAGCUUCGUUUUCUCUCUUGAUUUGUUGUUUUCUGAAAUCAAAGUUCGAACUCGUUUUGAAGAUAAUGGAUCCUUCAAGCUCAGAUUCUGCGCUGAAUCCAGGCGAUGUGGAUUAUGAAUUUGAAUCUAACGAAGUUCCUGAGCCUCUCUCUGUUGUUGAUGACGAGCUUGUUCCGAAGGUCGGAAUGACCUUUACGACCCUUGAAGAUGCCGGAAAAUUUUACAGGAACUACGCGAAGGCUGCAGGUUUCUCUACAAGAGUUCGGUGCACAAAUAGGAAGGGAAACGAGAUUAAGAAUCAACUGAUUACAUGUAGCAGAGAGGGAAAAUGGAAAUCUAAAAUAUCUCCAACCGAGAAGACCAAUCCGACAGCCGGUUUAAACUGUCCUGCAAGAAUUUAUAUACACACAUUGAAGGAUGUCGGUGCUAGGAUCAUUUCAAAGGUUGUGCUGGAUUAAGCUGGCCUUUUGGGCCGACGCAAGAAGCAGAGCCGCCUGUGAAUAUUUCGGAGACGUCAUUUCAUUCGACACCACCUACAAUACAAACAGGUAUAAUUUGGUCUGUGGUUCUUUUGUCGGGGUGAAUCACCACGGUCAGUCAACACUUCUCGGAUGCUCUUUGAUGAAGAACGAAGAAAUUGAAUCAUUCAAAUGGUUAUUUCAAUGCUGGCUUCGUUGCAUGGGAGGAAACGCUCCGAAAGGGUUUCUCACCGAUCAGUGCGCAUCAAUGAAAAGGGCUUUAGAGGCCUGUAUGCCAACAACAGUUCACCGCUGGUGUAUUUGGCACAUCAUGAAGAAGAUUCCAAGCAAAUUAAACGGGUACAAGGCACACGCCGAUAUCGAACAACAAAUGAGCCAUGUUGUUUGGAACUCUCACAGCAAAGACUCAUUCGAUAGGAAUUGGAACGAUUUUCUGGUGAAUUUUGGUCUUGCGGACAACAAGUGGCUCUCAGAUCUGUACGAAGACCGUCACAUAUGGGUUCCUAUCUAUCUGGACCACCACUUCUGGGCAGGGAUGAGAAGCACACAAAGGAGCGAGAGCAUGCAUUCAUUUUUUUAACAAGUACAUCACCCGUAACAGCUCGCUCAUUCAGUUCGUCAAACAGUACGAUAAUUGCCUAGGAAGCAGGGAGCAAGCAGAGAGAGAAUCAGAUGCUGCAGAUUUUCAUACGGUCAUACCGUGUGCAACCAAAUCCUCCAUCGAAACUCAGUUUCAAGAUGCGUACACCCAAGCAAAGUUUAGGGAAGUCCAAGCCCAAUUCAGAGGAAAGGCGAAUUGCAUCACGAGAUUAAAGAAUUCCGCUCUAGGCUAUUCAGUAUACGA
Arachis duranensis is the source of this 4646-nucleotide messenger RNA. Its product is annotated as LRR receptor-like serine/threonine-protein kinase IOS1. NCBI's taxonomy places the organism in Eukaryota, Viridiplantae, Streptophyta, Magnoliopsida, Fabales, Fabaceae. Bases 340 to 2994 code for a protein of 884 amino acids. The record is from RefSeq and is a predicted model, not a curated record. The transcript has 16 exons. Gene Ontology annotation, molecular function: ATP binding; protein binding; protein kinase activity. Gene Ontology annotation, biological process: protein phosphorylation.